AUGUCUGCAGAUCAGAGCUCUAAGGUCCCUGUUCAUGGUAAAUGUGAUCCACAAUUCGAGCCUCUUCGUCAAAUCUUUGAAAAACAUCUCUCAAGCGGGCACGAAAACGGUGGCUCUAUUCACGUGAGCAUUGCUGGAAAGUCCGUUGUCGACCUCUGGGGAGGCUAUAAGGAUGAAAAGAGAACCAAGCCGUGGACUGAGGACACCAUCGGGCCCAUCUGGUCAACAACCAAGACAGUGACUGCUUUAGCCGUAUUAUUGCUGGUUGAUCGCGGUCUCUUAGAUGUUGACGCACCUGUCACCAAGUAUUGGCCCGAAUUUGCCGGUGAUGGCCGGAAUGAUGUUCUUGUUCGUCAUCUGCUGAGCCAUACAUCCGGCUUUCCAGGGUGGCCUACGCAUCUCGAGACUGAAGAGCUGUACGAUAUUCCCGCUGCAGCAGAUAAACUCGUUAACCAAUCUCCUUGGUGGAAACCAGGCUCACAAUUUGGCUAUGAGACUUUUACCUUCGGAUAUAUUCUUGACGGACUUGUGCGCCGUGUAUCAGGAAAACCCCUGAUACAGCUUAUACGGGAAGAGCUUGCUGUUCCUCGAGAGGCGGAUUUUUACCUUGGGGUUCCAGAGUCCGAAUGGGGGCGGAUUGCGGAACUAACGCCACCCCCACCAUUGAAAAAAGAACUCCUUAAUCCAGAAGGCAUGUUUAUGCGCGUUAUUAUGAGUGGCUCUCCCGAUGUUCAGGAGCCAGCCACGCCAGGCUUUCGUCUAGCUGGGAUGGGUGCCGCGGGUGGAUUCAGCAAUGCCCGUGCUCUCAAUCGAAUUUUGUCAAUUGUGUCUUUAAAUGGGACAGUUGAUGGUCAACAAUUUCUAUCGCCAUCUACAAUUGAUCAAAUUUUCCGGGUACAAGCAAAUGGUCUGGAUGUGGUCACCAAUCGGCCAGUUCGGUUCGGUAUCGGGUUUGGAUUGCCCAUGCCGGAGGCUGAGGGAACUGAAAUUGAAUGGAUGCUAGAUGGGCGGGUUUGCUACUGGACUGGCUGGGGUGGUUCUAUCGGAAUGAUGGAUCUUGAUAACCAAAUGACCAUCACAUACACUAUGAAUCGCAUGGGCGCGGGUUUUGGAGCUACGGACCGUACGGCGGAUUAUGUUACGACGAUCUAUGAAUGCUUGAAAAUAUCAAGAGCAUCCCGAAUAUGA
Penicillium macrosclerotiorum is the source of this 1188-nucleotide messenger RNA. Its product is annotated as serine hydrolase domain-containing protein. The coding region runs from base 1 to 1188 and encodes 395 amino acids. The transcript has a single exon. Lineage: Eukaryota; Fungi; Ascomycota; Eurotiomycetes; Eurotiales; Aspergillaceae. The record is from RefSeq and is a predicted model, not a curated record.